Molecule: messenger RNA, 2590 nt
Organism: Sarcophilus harrisii (Tasmanian devil)
Lineage: Eukaryota; Metazoa; Chordata; Mammalia; Dasyuromorphia; Dasyuridae
Gene: IRAK4
Product: interleukin 1 receptor associated kinase 4
Exons: 12
Coding region: 375-1760 (461 amino acids)
Biological process (GO): signal transduction; protein phosphorylation
Molecular function (GO): protein serine/threonine kinase activity; magnesium ion binding; ATP binding
Source: RefSeq, a predicted model, not a curated record
UCCGGCUCUCCGCGCGCAUGCCUAGGUGGCUACGGAGGAAAGACUUUUAAGACCCGAUUGGCAGAUUUUUUUUUGCUAAUCGCUUGGGUUUAAAGGUGCCUCCCUCCCUAGGGCUGGGCCGGCCUGAACAGGGGUAGUUUCAGUUUUUCAGGAGUUAAUGCGGAAGGGAAAUGAGGGCUCCUCUGUCCAGAUAGCGGCUCGCAUCUCCCGGGAUCCGGCCCUUCUCCUGUGGGCGGCUGCGCAGACCGAGCUCAGGAUUUUAGGUUGCCCCAGAAUUUUAUAUGAACUGAAAAGAGUGGAUCUAUGAAGUUUUAAAUAUAAACUAUAUAAAUAUCGAUAUUUGAUGAGAAACUUUCUUAUCUUAUGAAGAGAAGAUGAACAAAACAAUAACUUCAUCAACAUAUGUUAGAUGCCUAAAUGUUGGCCUGAUUAGGCAACUGGCAGAUUUUAUUGAUCCUCAGGAAGGAUGGAAGAAAUUAGCAGUUGACAUAAAAAAACCUUCUGGAGACAGUAGAUACAACCAAUUUCAUAUAAGGAGAUUUGAAAGCUUAUUUCAGAGUGGAAAGAGUCCUACUAGUGAACUACUUUUUGACUGGGGAACCACAAAUUGUACAGUUGGAGACCUUGUAGAUCUUUUAAUCAGAAAUGAAUUUUUAGCACCAGCACGUCUAUUGCUGCCAGAUAGUGUUCCAGAAAUUGUUCAUAUACUCCCACAAGAAGAAAUAGCGACUCAGAACAAAUUGCUGCCUCCUUAUGACAAAGAAAAGACACAUAUGAAACCCUUAUUUAAUCAGAAUCCUGAACAAAUCUCUUCACCUCUGAACUCUUCAAGUCCAGACAUGAAAAGUUUAGAAGUUAGUGAUACACGUUUCCAGAGUUUUUCAUUUUAUGAACUGAAAAAUGUUACAAAUAACUUUGAUGAGCUCCCUAUAUCAGCUGGUGGAAACAAAAUGGGAGAGGGAGGCUUUGGAGUUGUAUAUAAGGGCUAUAUCAAUAACAGAAUUGUGGCAGUGAAGAAACUUACAACUAUGGCUGAUAUGUGUACUGAAGAAUUAAAACAACAGUUUGACCAAGAAAUAAAAAUAAUGGCAAAGUGUCAACAUGAAAACUUAGUAGAACUACUUGGUUUCUCAAGUGAUAGUGAUAACUUCUGUUUGGUGUAUGUCUAUAUGCCCAAUGGUUCAUUGCUUGACAGAUUAUCUUGUCUGGAUGGCACUGCACCACUUUCCUGGUACACAAGAUGCAAAAUUGCUCAAGGUACAGCUAAUGGCAUCUAUUAUUUACAUACAAACCAUCAUGUUCAUAGAGAUAUUAAAAGUGCAAAUGUUUUACUUGAUGAGAACUUCAUACCCAAGGUUUCUGACUUUGGACUUGCACGAACUUCUGAAAAAUUUAACCAAACUGUCAUGACUAGUAGAAUUGUGGGAACGACAGCCUAUAUGGCACCUGAAGCUUUGCGAGGAGAGAUAACACCUAAAUCUGAUAUUUAUAGCUUUGGUGUGGUCUUACUAGAAAUAAUAACCGGACUUCCAGCAGUAGAUGAGCAACGUGAACCUCAAUUAUUGCUAGAUAUCAAAGAGGAAAUUGAAGAUGAAGAAAAGCAUAUUGAAGAUUAUAUUGAUGCAAAAAUGAAUGAUGUGGAUUCUACUUCUGUUGAAAAUAUGUAUUCUAUUGCUAGUCUUUGUCUUCAUGAAAAGAAAAAUAAGAGACCAGACAUUGAGAUGGUAAAACAGCACCUCCAAGAAAUGGCAUCAUUGUGAUUUCCUAAGAGUUUUAAGAUACUUUCUAAAUUAACCUUGAAAAUUGACUCCCGGGUUUGUUAGUCCAGAAAAAAAAAAAUUAACAUAGAAAGUUUUUGGAGUUUCAUCCUCUACAUCAGACCCUGUAUUUUUAAAUUUUAACUUAUUUUAAAUUUCUCUUGCUUCACAAGCUGGCUGUUAUAGUCAGACUUUGAGCCUACAUCAACUUGUACCUCUCUUUAGGAACAUUUUUUACCCUAUUAUAUUUGAAGUUUAAUAGAAUAAAAUUUAAAUUUUACUACAGUUCAAGUGGAUCAAAAAAAAUCCUUAAUUUUACAGUAUUUUUCCUCCUAUUAUGUAGUAUACAAUUAGAUUUGAUCUUGUUUGCUAUAGUAAAUAUGAUUCAAGAAAUAGUUUUCAUCAUUUUUUUUCUAUAUUUAGCAUAGAUGGUUAAUUUUUAAAGUUGUUGCAAAAGAAUUAAGGCAAACAAAGGCACAUUCAAUUCCCAGCACAUUCAGUUUAUUAGUAAGACUAUAAAUUACCAAUAAGAGGAUCUAGAUUUUUCAGUCAAAAGAGAUAAGGGUUUAUAGAUUUUAUGUGGGAAAUAGAAGAAAACAAAAGAUAGGAACCAUAAAGCUAUGGUUGCAAAUUCUGAAGGCUCAUAGAUGAUGGAUAAUAGCAUCAUUGAACAGAAAUCAGAAAUGCCGAACUUUCAACAGUGCGAAAGCCCCUUGGUGGUAUCCACUUGUGUGGACAUCCAGACUUUCAUGAAGGACAGCCAGAAUUACAAAGAUAACAGACUUUCUUACACUCACUUGGAUCUUUAUUCAGAGGAAAAAAAAAAAAAAAAA